CGGAAAUUAAACUACGCCGGCACCGCGCGGCGGAGACCUCCGGCGCCACGUCGUUUUCCACCGCACGAGGGCCACCGCAUUAACUCAUUCGAAUCAACCAUUCCCUGUUUUGGUUUUGAUGCAUCUUCCUCGUGGUGUCGAUUCAAUCAAAUCUGUUGCAAUUCUUUAUAAGUGAUGAUGGUGUGACACUGCUUUGGAGGGAGGUCGUGCAGCUCUGAUACUCUGAGAGCUUCUUCUAAGUUCUAACAUCAAUGGCUGAAAAAGACCAAGACUUUCUUUCUCACAAAGAGCCAUCAGCUUCUCAGGUUGUGGAGGAACUGAAGGAACUAUGGAGAAUGGCUCUGCCAAUAACAGCCAUGAAUUGUCUAGUCUAUGUGAGAGCAGUGGUUUCUGUUCUGUUCUUGGGAAGGCUUGGGAGCCUUGAAUUGGCGGGUGGGGCCUUGUCAAUUGGCUUCACAAACAUCACAGGCUACUCAGUUCUAGUUGGUUUAGCCUCAGGGCUUGAGCCAGUCUGUAGCCAAGCCUACGGCAAUAAGAACUGGGACUUGCUCCUUCUGUCUCUCCACCGCAUGAUCUUCAUAUUAUUGCUUGCCAUCAUACCCAUCAGUCUCCUCUGGGUGAAUCUGGAGCCAAUCAUGUUGUUCAUGUCCCAAGAUAAGGACAUCACCUCAAUGGCUGCGACUUACUGUUUAUACUCCUUGCCUGACCUGUUAACAAACACUCUGUUGCAGCCACUCAGGGUUUACCUGAGGUCCCAAGGGGUGACCAAACCUCAGAUGUGGUGCACUUUCAUUGCUGUGAUCUUUCAUGUGCCCUUGAACUUUGUGCUGGUGGUGGUGCUGGGAAUGGGAGUUCCCGGAGUGGCCGUGGCAUCCGUGCUCACCAACAUGCACAUGAUGGUGUUGAUGAUGGGGUACGUGUGCGCUUACGGGGGGAGAUGGGAGUGGAAAUUGACGGCUGGGAUGGAAGGGGUUUUCGGAGGAGUGGGGCCCUUGCUGAAGCUGGCAGUGCCCAGCUGCAUCGGGAUUUGUUUAGAGUGGUGGUGGUAUGAGAUUGUGACCGUUCUUGCCGGAUACCUGCCCAAUCCGCGACUUGCUGUGGCAUCCACGGGCAUUCUGAUUCAAACCACUAGCCUUAUGUAUACAGUUCCCAUGGCAUUGGCCGGCUGUGUCUCUGCCCGGGUAGGAAAUGAAUUGGGAGCUGGAAAGCCUUAUAAGGCAAGGCUAGCGGCAAUGGUUGCUAUGGGCUGUGCAGUUGUAAUUGGAUUCGUGAAUGUCAUAUGGACAGUAAUCUUCAGGGAGAAAUGGGGAGGCCUCUUUACAAAAGAUGAGAUGCUUAAAGCUCUGGUUGCUUCUGUUCUGCCCAUAAUUGGCUUGUGUGAGCUUGGCAACUGCCCACAAACUACAGGUUGUGGGAUUCUCCGCGGCACUGCCAGGCCAGCAGUCGGAGCCCGCAUCAAUCUCGGUUCGUUCUACUUUGUGGGCACCCCUGUGGCGGUGGGCUUGGCAUUCUGGCUCAAAGUUGGUUUCAGCGGCCUCUGGUUCGGUCUGCUGUCAGCGCAAGUGGCCUGUGCUGUUUCCAUCCUUUAUGCCGUCCUCUGCUGCACAGAUUGGGAGGGAGAGGCAUUGAAGGCAAAAAAACUCACCACUAUUGAAAUGGAGAGGCAGUGCACAAAGGAUGAAGAGAAGAAAGGGCUGCUGAUUUCAACAGAUUCCAGCAAGUUUGAUGAAGUCCCAUAGGAGGAAAAAAAAGGUUGGGGACAGUAUUUUUGACAAGCCCUUUGUUCCUCUUGUUUGGUUGCUUUUGAGUUUUCAAAAGAAAAUAUGGGUUUGUCAUUUGUGCAAGCUGAGUUUUGGUGUCAUGGUGGCCCAUGCAUAUUAUGUCACUAUCACUCAGCUUCUUCUUUUUUCUCUUUUUAACAUAAUGCAAACUUGUUUUUGUCAAUAUUUUUUGUUGCUAAGCAUGGAAAAAGUGAAGAGAAACAAUGUUGAGGGACUAAUUG
This is a messenger RNA of Cuscuta campestris, 2002 nucleotides long. The record is from the annotation of a GenBank genome assembly. NCBI's taxonomy places the organism in Eukaryota, Viridiplantae, Streptophyta, Magnoliopsida, Solanales, Convolvulaceae.